This is a messenger RNA of Drosophila innubila, 1359 nucleotides long. RefSeq names its product glycoprotein-N-acetylgalactosamine 3-beta-galactosyltransferase 1-like. Lineage: Eukaryota; Metazoa; Arthropoda; Insecta; Diptera; Drosophilidae. Gene Ontology annotation, molecular function: N-acetylgalactosaminide beta-1,3-galactosyltransferase activity. Gene Ontology annotation, cellular component: membrane. The transcript has 2 exons. The record is from RefSeq and is a predicted model, not a curated record. Bases 17 to 1159 code for a protein of 380 amino acids.
CCCGAUUUUUAUUUUUAUGGCCGGCAUAAUCGUCGGCUGUUGCCUUAUAAAAAUAUUCAACACUCCACUAGCGAUCGAUGGCUUCGAUUCCUACAGUGAUCAUAUACGUCAAAAUUCCCAUAGAUCUUCGGUACACAAUGAUGAAUCGGGUUCUGAACUUGAUGUGCUUAGUCACGAUCAUCCAUAUGACAACUCAUCUGUGGCCGAUCAACUAAAGAAGGAUGUCCGCGUUCUCUGCUGGGUUAUGACAAAUCCUACGAAUCACAAGAAGAAAGCACGUCAUGUGAAACGAACUUGGGGAAAACGCUGUAACAUUCUUCUAUUCAUGAGCUCCGCUGAAGAUGAUGAACUGCCCACAGUCAAGUUGGAUGUCGAAGAAGGUCGACCAAAUCUAUGGCGAAAGGUUAAAGAGGCCUUUAAGUACGUUUAUAAACAUCACUACAACGAUGCGGAUUGGUUCUAUAAAGCCGACGAUGAUACGUAUGCUGUGAUCGAGAAUCUUCGCUAUAUGCUGUAUCCCUAUAAUCCAAAGACUCCAGUUCACUUUGGCUUCAAGUUCAAGCCCUACGUCAAGCAGGGUUAUAUGUCGGGUGGAUCCGGCUAUGUCCUCAGUCGAGAAGCACUGCGUAGAUUUGUGGUUGAGGGUAUUCCCAAUCCUAAGAUGUGUCUGCCUGGCACAGUUGUAAAUGAGGACAUUGAGAUUGGAAAAUGCAUGGAGAAUCUCAAUGUUACAGCAGGAGACUCUCGAGAUUAUAAUGGACGUGGUCGCAUGUUUCCUUUUAUACCGGAACAUCAUUUAUUACCCAGUAACGAUAAGACUUUCUGGUAUUGGAGCUACAUGUUUUAUAAAACAGAUGAUGGCCUCGAUUGCUGUUCGGACAACGCCAUAGCUUUUCACUAUGUCGCUCCUCAGCAGAUGUACGUAAUGGACUAUCUGAUUUAUCAUUUAAAGCCCUAUGGCAUCGUGAGAGAGCCUAUCCGUCUGCCUGACAAACUGAGUGUGGGUGAAUUUAUGCCGCCGCCAAAGGAAGAACCUGCUGAUACCAAUGAGGAUUCCAUAGAUGAUGAGGAUAGAAGGAAUACAACACAUAUAGAUACAAAUACAAAUACAACUGCUCGGGCUGAUAAUGAUAAUAAUAAUGCUGCGGAAGUUGUGUGACAGACCAGUUCUAAUCAUAGAACCGCAAAGUCAAACGAGUUCAAUUGCAUUGUGUGGGUGGACCGAUUGUUCCCGUAAUUGUAGACCGGGCACAAUUGAUGAGCUCACAUCUGUAUGUUAAUGUGCUGGCAAUUUAAAUUGCAAUUGUAAUUGCAAAUUAAUUAGAUUUACGCUAGGCAUGAAAUAGUCAGACCUCAACU